GUGUUUCUGUUGGAGUGACUUCACACCGCUUUACAGCUCUGUCCAGUCCACACCGCUCUCUACAGCUCUGUCCAGUCCACACCGCUCUCUACAGCUCUAUCCAGUCCACACCGCUCUCUACAGCUCUGUCCAGUCCACACCGCUCUCUACAACUCUAUCCAGUCCACACCGCUCUCUACAGCUCUAUCCAGUCCACACCGCUCUCUACUGCUGUAUCCAGUCCACACCGCUCUCUACAGCUCUAUCCAGUCCACACCGCUCUCUACAGCUCUAUCCAGUCCACUCCGCUCUCUACAGCUCUGUCCAGUCCACAUCGCUCUCUACAGCUCUAUCCAGUCCACACUGCUCUAACCAGCUCCAGGGGACAGAGACUGGUAUAGUUUCUCCUCUCCACAAAGAUGAACCUCUUCUGCUUCUCUCUGGAGGGUUCUAUGGACAGUCUGUAUGAGGCUGUGCAGGACUCCAGUGAUGCCCAGGUCUACACCAUCCCCAGCCGUUCCUCCAGCCGCUCCUGUAGCCUUGCCGUGCUGCUGGAUGAAAACCCCAAGUGGCGUGGCUCGGGACGAUCCAUUUCCAUGGAGAUCUCCCAAAUGCAGACCAACAACACCAAAAAAAUGAAAAGAAUAACACAUGUAUCCAAAUCAGCAUCAGAAAACAGAACUUUAGAUCAAGCCUCUGCCGUCUGCAAUACUGCUCUCUGGCUGCCAGCCAAAAUCCCCCCAGAAGAAGAUUUAGAUUUAGUCCACAUCAAGAACAAUCAAAAUGAAGAGAUGAUCAAGCCCAUGGUCAGAACUGAGAUCCAGGCUAAAGCCACGAUCAGAACCGAUGUCAAGACCAAAGGGGGAAGAGGAGGACGCAAGUCGAGCAUAAAAAAGAAUGAAAAGUCACCAACCCCACCAAUACCACCAACUCAGGUGGUGAGUUACGAGGGGUGGGCUCAGAACGCAGAUCGGCCCAACAGCAGGCAGAGAGGCCUGAUUGUCCAUGCCAACGGGGAAGUGGCCAAGCCCAGAGUUCCCAUCAAAAAGAGUCAAAAGCCUGGGAGUCAGAAGACUGGGAAGAAAGGGAGUGCAAAAAAUGGAAAAGAAGGGGCCAAGAAAAAUCAGGACACCACAAGGAAUAAGGAACUCAGAAAAUCUACCACAGACAAUGACACUUAUGGUCACCACCCAGCAGGGCCCAUCCCAGUGAUAGCAGGACCCUAUCUGGAUGUGGAUCGGAGGUCAGCUCCUGUUUCUGAGUCUGUACUAACAUCAGCCCAGGAGAAUUCUACCCUAGCCCCGGCGGUCAUGGAGCUGAGAACCGGGCCUGGAGGCCCUGGAGCUCCUCCCAGGAACCAGCGCUGGAGUAACCCAGCCGAGAACACUCCAGAUUGGGGGACCUCCUACCACAUCUGCCACAGGCCCCUCACAGAGUACCCCGUUUAUACCCAUGACUACACCCUGCCCCGGGCCAAGGCCUGGGACAAGCACCAGGGGCUGGCCCAAGAUGGGAGCCUGAAACGGGACCCCUCGCCCAAAGGUGUCCCCCUCUCUGUUACUGAUGUGAAACUAUGCGACCGCAAUGUGAGUUAA
This is a messenger RNA of Salmo salar (Atlantic salmon), 1574 nucleotides long. RefSeq lists its product as uncharacterized. The record is from RefSeq and is a predicted model, not a curated record. Gene Ontology annotation, molecular function: protein binding. NCBI's taxonomy places the organism in Eukaryota, Metazoa, Chordata, Actinopteri, Salmoniformes, Salmonidae.